AAAUCAGACCCUCCAUCCCCCCGGCACGUGACCAUAUACCCCUGUUGGACUUUGAGGCGGUGAUGGGAUUCGCGAAUAUAAAUGGAGUCACGGAUAACCCGUGUCGGCCAAGAAAUUCCCAAGAUCUUCGUCCUCAUCGCCGCCUUGCUCCUUUGAAUUCUAACCCCUACCGCCUCCAGAUCCGGCACCGUUUCGUCGACGAAGAAUAUGGCCGGAGUGGGACCUAUAACGCAGGACUGGGAGCCGGUGGUGAUCCGCAAGAAGGCCCCCAACGCCGCCACCAAGAAGGACGAGAAGGCCGUCAACGCCGCCCGUCGCAGCGGCGCCGAGAUCGAGACCCUCAGGAAGUCCACUGCUGGUAUCAAUAGAGCUGCAUCUAGCAGCACAUCGCUGAAUACAAGGAAGCUUGAUGAAGAAACAGAGACUCUUUCUCAUGAACGAGUACCAUCAGAACUGAAGAAGAAUAUCAUGAAAGCUCGAAUGGACAAGAAAUUGACCCAAGCUCAGCUUGCACAGCUGAUCAAUGAGAAGCCUCAAGUGAUUCAAGAGUAUGAAUCAGGGAAGGCUAUUCCUAAUCAACAGAUCAUAAUCAAACUGGAAAGGGUUCUUGGAGCGAAACUGCGAGGUAAAAAGUAAUGCAACAAUUGCCAACUGGUACUAGCCAAAUAACUGAGGGAAUUCAGAGCGCUAGGUUUGAUUUACUAAUGUGGUAUGGAUCGAGUUCUUCAGUUCAGAUUAAUGCAAACCAAACAUCAGAGAACAUUAUCCAGGAAUAUGUAUCUUCUAUGUUGGGUUCCUGUAAUCAUGGAGGUAGACUUGAGACUGUCGUGGUCGUUUGCUCUAUGUUAAGUCUGCAUUUCCAAUAUAUUUCAAGGAGCUCCUCUCUUCGCCAAUCCACCCUCGCUGUGACUGGUGCGAACUGUUGAUCACAAUGGAUGGAGAUCUGCUGAUAGGUUCUUGUAAUCACGGAGGUUGAUUUCAGACUGUUCUGGUCGUUUGGUCUGUGUUAAGUCUGUAUGUCCUCCCAUAUCUCUGGGAGCCCCUGUCUGCGCCAAUCCACGUCCACGCUCUUUCGUUGGGACUGGUGCAAACUAUCUAUCACAAUCGAUGGAAGAUCUGGUGCUGUGUCUUUUUCUGAGAACCCGUCUAGGGUUAUGUUACGUUACUCCUUCCUGCAUAUCGUGCAGGCAGGUUGGUCACUGUAUGGAAUUCUACUAGAUAAUGAUUGUCAGGCGGGUGGAUGCAGCGCUGGAUUCGCUACUUUUACCAGGCAAUCUGCUCGGUAAUGGUAAUCUUAUAUGAGGGCAAAAGAACGAAUAAAAUUUAGAAUCAAAAGAACUAUUUAUCA
This is a messenger RNA of Elaeis guineensis (African oil palm), 1348 nucleotides long. RefSeq names its product multiprotein-bridging factor 1b. Gene Ontology annotation, cellular component: nucleus. The record is from RefSeq and is a predicted model, not a curated record. Gene Ontology annotation, molecular function: DNA binding. Lineage: Eukaryota; Viridiplantae; Streptophyta; Magnoliopsida; Arecales; Arecaceae.